CUGGUUCCGGACACUGGCAAGGGACCAUGAGACUGGCAGGUCCUCUUCGUGUCGUUGUAAUCAUCUUGACUGCCGGCCUGACCUGGAUCCUCGUCAGCAUCUUGUUGGGUACCCAGAGCGGCUUCUCUCGUCUGCAGCAGCUUCUCAACAACCCUGAGAGUCCUCCCAGCGCAGAGCCCCGGCCCAAGAGGUACAAGUGUGGGCUGUCCCAAGCCUGCCCAGACCAGACCUUCGCCUUCCGGAUCACCAGUGGGGCGGCCAAUGUCAUCGGGCCCAAGAUUUGCCUGGAGGAUAAGAUGCUAAUGAGCAGCGUGAAGAACAACGUGGGCCGAGGCCUGAACAUUGCUCUCGUCAACGGCGUGAACGGAGAGCUGAUCGAUGCCAAGUUCUUCGACAUGUGGGCAGGAGAUGUGAGCGAGUUGUUGAAAUUCAUCCGGAUGCUGCAUGAGGGGACGCUGGUCUUCGUGGCCUCGUACGAUGACCCUGCCACAAAAAUGAAUGAAGAGACCCGCAAAAUCUUCACCGAACUGGGCAGCAGCGUCGCUAAGGACCUGGCCUUUCGGGACAGCUGGGUCUUCGUUGGUGCCAAAGGGGUGCAGGACAAGAGCCCCUUUGAGCAGCACGUCAAGAACAGCAAGAACUCGAACAAGUACGAGGGCUGGCCGGAGGCGCUCGAGAUGGAAGGCUGCAUCCCCCAGCGAACGGCCGAUGUCCACUGAGGACUU
This is a messenger RNA of Euleptes europaea (tarantolino), 725 nucleotides long. RefSeq names its product FAM3 metabolism regulating signaling molecule A (gene FAM3A). Bases 27 to 719 code for a protein of 230 amino acids. NCBI's taxonomy places the organism in Eukaryota, Metazoa, Chordata, Lepidosauria, Squamata, Sphaerodactylidae. The transcript is spliced from 9 exons. The record is from RefSeq and is a predicted model, not a curated record.